This is a messenger RNA of Salvia splendens (bonfire salvia), 1893 nucleotides long. Its product is annotated as pentatricopeptide repeat-containing protein At3g42630. The record is from RefSeq and is a predicted model, not a curated record. The coding region runs from base 31 to 1296 and encodes 421 amino acids. Lineage: Eukaryota; Viridiplantae; Streptophyta; Magnoliopsida; Lamiales; Lamiaceae. Gene Ontology annotation, molecular function: protein binding. The transcript has 2 exons.
ACUUGCUCUCUCUCUUUCUCAAAAGAGAAAAUGGCGGUAGCGAUAAUGGUGUUCGCUCCAAUUACCUUUAAUACGAUGAAACGUUACCGUUUCAGGCAAUUAUGCUCAAAGGAUUGGAAUUCUUUCCAGUCGUUUCGCUCAAAGUGUUUGCAGGGGAACUGCGAGGAUUAUGCUGAGAGACGUGGUGCUCACGGUUCUGAUUCACUAGCACAUGGCUUAAGUGGAGAAAGAUUGCCUCUGGUUCCUAAAGAAAAAUUUCUUGAGAAUACACCGGAUGUGCUGUUGCCCGAAAAUACUACUUUAUCAACUCUGGUGCUGCAUUAUGCUUGCAAUGGGUUGUUCUCUAAAGCAUUGGAAAUUUGGGAUGAAUUGAUGAACAGGGCAUGUGUUCCUGAUGCUGAAGUAGUUUCUAAAUUAAUCAUUCUGUAUGGCAGCAUUCAAGAUUUUAGCAUGAUUAACAGAAUUCUGCUCCAAAUGCAACUGAAAGAUGUUAAUCUACUUCAGGAAAUUUUUAGUUUGGCUAUUUCUUUUUUUGGAAGGACCGGGAGGCUGGAAUGCAUGGAAAUUUUAAUUAAGGAGAUGGUCUCAAUGGGUUAUUCUGUGGAUUCAGUGACUGGGAAUGCUUAUAUAUUGUAUUAUUGUGCAUUUUGUUCGCUGGCUGAUGUUGAAGUUGCUUAUGGUCGUCUGAAAAGGUCAAGGAUUCUGAUUGAGGAAGAAGGUAUUAGGGCCAUCGCAUUUGCAUAUAUAAAGGAAAAUAAGUUCUAUGAUUUAGGUCGUUUCAUACAUGAUGUAGGUCUUGGUAGAAGAAAUGUUGGGAAUCUUCUUUGGAACCUUCUCCUACUAUCUUAUGCUGCUAACUUCAAAAUGAAAAGCUUGCAGAGAGAAUUUGUGAGAAUGGUGGAAACAGGAUUCACUCCCGAUCUCACUACAUUUAAUAUCAGGACACUUGCAUUUUCUAAAAUGUCUUUACUAUGGGAUCUGCAUUUGAGCCUUGACCAUAUGAGACAUGAAGGAGUGGUUCCUGAUCUUGUGACAUAUGGUUGUGUUGUUGAUGCCUACCUGGAUAAGAGGCUUGGAAGGAAUUUAAAUUUUGCCUUGAGAAAACUCAACUCCAGUGAUUUGGUGUCGGUGCAGACAGAUCCACUAGUGUUUGAGGUUAUGGGAAAAGGAGACUUUCACUUGAGCUCAGAUGCAGUUAUGGAGUAUAGGAAUAAAAAGCAUUGGACAUACAAAAUGCUCAUCUCAAUCUACCUUAAGAAAAAAUUCCGGAGUAAUCAAAUUUUUUGGAAUUACUGAUGAAUUGAUGAGUAGUCCUCAUUAUCAUAUCAAUCAGAUGCUUUCUGAUAGUUUUCUUCCUGUCAGCUCAAACUCCUCCAGAGAAUUUAUGUUUUCUAUUUUCAGCAGAUUCUUCAGUGACUGAACACUACUGGUAUUGCUAUACAUGCGAUGAGUUGGUGAAAUUAUCUGUAGAAUGGACAAGAGUGUUUGUCUACCUUGGAUGGGAAUGGCGCAUGAGCUGGUUGGAGGUGGUGCAUAUGUAGAAUCAUUGAACAUACAGAAUAUGUAGAGGCAGUUUGUUUGAGGUUUGCUUUAAUUCUAGAUAGAAAACUCUUAUCCCGACUGAUUAUGUUCUGAUUGAAACCUUUAAAAGAUGAAGCCUACAGGUUUUCUGAGGAUAUGUGGUAACCAAGAGUGGAGUUUCCUUUUAUUCAGAUAUUCCUCCAUUAGAGGUUGACUGAAAAGCAAGGGUAUGGGCUCGGGCCUAAGAGUUCAUGUCAUGAAGGGCUGAAUGAAAAAAAAUGCCCCUGCAGUUGGUGUAUAUUUAUUCUACUUUGUAAAAUAUUGUGGCAUAUUUCUAUCCAUAUCUCACAAAUUAUGUGAUUCUGUGGCAAA